This is a messenger RNA of Anneissia japonica, 1773 nucleotides long. RefSeq names its product cGMP-dependent protein kinase 1-like. The coding region runs from base 645 to 1709 and encodes 354 amino acids. Gene Ontology annotation, molecular function: ATP binding; cGMP-dependent protein kinase activity. NCBI's taxonomy places the organism in Eukaryota, Metazoa, Echinodermata, Crinoidea, Comatulida, Comatulidae. The transcript is spliced from 9 exons. The record is from RefSeq and is a predicted model, not a curated record.
ACUAAUGAAACAAGAUAGUUGUAAGACAAAUACGGGAUUUUCAAAUCGCUUGGACACAGAGAAUGCUAAUUUAGCAUUGAACCAGGGGCUGGGAAUUGGGGCUCAGUUGUCUUCGUGAUCGUUGAGGAUCGCAAUCGCAUGUGCUUAACUGCAGAGAUAAGUCAAUCUCAGUUAUCAAUGUUUAGAUGUCAUGGAUGGAUAGACAACGCAGAUUGUUGCAUAUAACACACUGGAAUUUAAUUUUUAUAAUCUCUGUCUGCUGAAGUCUGGAAAAAUAAUUUGUCCGGUAUUCUUUCUCGCCUUCGUGAUUAUACGAAUGAAGCCUGAUACGACUAGUUGUAGGGUGAGAUUGAAUUAUGUGGUCAGAAUAUUUUAAAAAGGAGAUGGUUUAGUCUCUGGCUGAUUAUGGCUAGCGGUGUCGAUAACCGUUGAAAGCAUCGGAGUGAGGUGAAGCAUAUCGCUUGCUUUAAGAUUGAAAAUUUAAACUUCUGAAACCUAUGUUAUUUUUAUAACGUUCUUGAAAACGAUCUUGUUGAUGUUCACAGCGACUGAACUCCAAUAUCUGUCCUUGCGUGGAUCAGUUUAUUACCACCUGGCGUGGAACCAGUCAAGUUCAGUUUUCGCUCAACUUUUUGCAGAUCGGGAUGGCGACGUUACGUGACCUUCAAUACGCGCUUCAGCAGAAGAUAGAAGAAUUAAGACAACGAGACGAUUUGAUUGACGAAUUAGAACUAGAACUUGACGAGAAAGAGGAAAUAAUUUGUCAUUUACAAAACGAAUUGGAUAAGUACCGUUCUGUGCUUAGGCCAGUUACUCGCCAAGUUAUCCAAAACCAACGAACUCGACAAAAACGUCUUGGUAUUUCAGCGGAGUCUGGCACAAGCAUUGAAGAAUUAGCCCUUGGCGGAACUUUGAAAUACCACCCUAAACAAAAAUCUGCUCAAGAAUGUAUAAAAGUUGCCAUUUUAGACAACGACUUUAUGAAGAAUCUGGAGAUGUCGCAGAUCCAAGAAAUUGUAGACUGCAUGUAUCCAGUUGAGUACAGCAAAGACAGUUACAUUAUAAAAGAGGGGGAUGUUGGAUCUUUGGUGUACGUCCUUGAAGACGGUAAAGUGGAGGUGACCAAAGAAGGUAAAUACCUCACCACUAUGACAAGGGGCAAAGUGUUUGGUGAACUGGCUAUCCUUUACAAUUGUACCAGGACUGCCACAGUCAAAGCAAUAACAACCACCAAGCUAUGGGCGAUUGAUCGUCCUUGUUUCCAGGCCAUAAUGAUGAAGACCAGUAUGGUACGACAAGCGGAGUAUGUGAGCCUGCUUAAGAGUAAUGUCGCUUUCCAGAGCUUCCCUGAAGAAUCAUUAACCAAAAUAGCAGACAUUUUAGAUGAGGUCUAUUUUAAAGAAGGAGAGUAUAUCAUACGACAGGGUGAAUUUGGUGAUACAAUGUAUAUUAUUAGUAAAGGAGAAUGUGAUGUCACAGGGCGUUUAUCUGCUCACUCAGAAGUUCAAUUCAUUAAAAAAAUUGGAAAGGGGGACAAUAUUGGUGGGGAAAGCUUUGAAAACAAAGAAGCUGUACGGAAAUACAAUGUGUUAGCUGGGAAGGGGGGAGCUACUUGUCUCGCAAUUGAUGGAGAAUCUUAUUACCAAUUAGCAACAACUUUUGAAUCUGUAAGAAACAGGAAAUCAGAUGAAGGAAUAAAGAAUGCGUAAGUAACACAUGAAUUAUUCUACAUAUUAAUGUGAAAGACUUUUUUUAUUGAUUUGUUUAUACAGU